Molecule: messenger RNA, 137 nt
Organism: Funneliformis caledonium
Lineage: Eukaryota; Fungi; Glomeromycota; Glomeromycetes; Glomerales; Glomeraceae
Source: the annotation of a GenBank genome assembly
GUGCAAUAUCCUCAGAGACAAGCAUUUCAUUACCAUUUGCUGGUGGACUUGACUGUGCAUUAGAUUUAGUGUUGGAAUCAGUGAGUGAUAGAAGGGAGAUUGUUUAUCAAGAGUCAGAUGAUUUGAUUAGCUAUUGA